AUGCAACGGUUCAGCCGUCACCCAUCAUUCAUCACCCAUCAUCACCACCGUCUCAUCACUCACUCACUCACUCUACCCCACUCCACUCCACUCCACCACUUGACCUAA
Messenger RNA from Colletotrichum paranaense, 108 nucleotides. RefSeq lists its product as uncharacterized. Lineage: Eukaryota; Fungi; Ascomycota; Sordariomycetes; Glomerellales; Glomerellaceae. The transcript has a single exon. Bases 1 to 108 code for a protein of 35 amino acids. The record is from RefSeq and is a predicted model, not a curated record.